AUUGUGAAUGAAUUUUUCGUUUUAAUUGUGAAUUCUCGGUUGCUGCAUCAACUUGGCGAGGAAUUGCAAAUUGCGGCGGGAAUAUGAGCUCUACCAUGUCACCAGCAUCUACCAAUUCCCUGAAUAGCAAACGGUGGCAUAGCAUGCGGCAUAUCUUGGAAAGGGCUGGUCCUUUUUGUAAGGCUGACUUUGCGCCAUCGCCCGAUAAUUUGGAAUUUUUGCAAAAUACUUGUAAAAUAUUGGUCAUUGGGGCCGGUGGUUUGGGCUGCGAAUUGCUCAAGGACUUGGCCUUGAUGGGCUUUGGCGACAUACAUGUCAUCGAUAUGGACACCAUUGAAUUGUCCAAUUUGAAUCGCCAGUUUUUGUUUCGUCGCAACGAUAUUGGCUCCUCCAAGGCUGAAUGUGCUGCGAAUUUCAUCAAUAAACGCAUUCCAACGUGUCAUGUAACACCCCAUUGUGCCAAGAUUCAAGACUUCGAUGAAUCAUUCUAUCAACAGUUCCAUAUAAUUGUUUGCGGUCUAGAUUCCAUUGUGGCCCGGAGAUGGAUAAAUGGCAUGCUGAUUUCCAGUCUGCGCUACAACGAAGAAGAUGGCAGUGUUGAUCCGUCCAGUAUCACACCCAUGAUUGAUGGUGGCACUGAGGGUUUUAAGGGUAAUGCACGUGUCAUCUUGCCCGGCCUUACGGCAUGCAUUGAAUGCACAUUGGAUUUGUUUCCGCCACAGGUAAACUAUCCGCUGUGCACCAUUGCCAAUACACCACGUUUGCCGGAACAUUGUAUUGAGUAUGUAAAGAUUAUACAAUGGGAUAAGGAGAAUCCAUUCAAUUGUUCGCUGGAUGGCGAUGAUCCUCAGCACAUUGCCUGGGUGUAUGAGCGAGCUUUGGAGCGAGCGACGCAAUAUAACAUUACGGGUGUUACAUAUCGUCUCGUGCAGGGUGUAAUUAAACAUAUUAUCCCGGCAGUGGCUAGUACCAAUGCUGUUAUUGCUGCCGCCUGCGCCACGGAAGUUUUCAAGCUGGCCACCAGUUGUUACGACAGCAUGUGCAAUUAUAUGAAUUUCAAUGAUAUCGAUGGCAUUUAUACGUACACCUAUGCUGCGGAAAAGUCGGAAAAUUGUUUGGCCUGUAGCAAUAUUCCACAGGUGGUGAAUAUUGAGGAUCCAAAUACCACAACCUUGGAGGAUUUGAUAAAGAUUCUAUGUGAAAAUCCACGCUUUCAAAUGAAGCAGCCGGGUAUCACAACUGUGAUUGAUGGUAAAAAUAAAACACUCUAUAUGUCCACGGUAAAAAGUAUCGAAGAACGUACACGGGCCAAUCUCACACAGUCGUUGGGUGAAUUGGGUCUCAAGGAUGGCCAGCAGAUCAAUGUGGCCGAUCAGACCUCACCGAAUACCAUAGUUUUACAAUUGAAAUACAAUGGCAAUGAGGUGGAAAUGGACUAAAGAAAAUAAAUUUGAAAAUUAACUAAAAACAAAUUGAAAUAAAAAAGGAAUUA
Musca domestica (house fly) is the source of this 1492-nucleotide messenger RNA. It is a transcript of the gene Uba3, whose product is annotated as nedd8-activating enzyme E1 catalytic subunit. The transcript is spliced from 3 exons. Bases 84 to 1439 code for a protein of 451 amino acids. Gene Ontology annotation, molecular function: NEDD8 activating enzyme activity. Gene Ontology annotation, cellular component: nucleus; cytoplasm. Gene Ontology annotation, biological process: protein neddylation. The record is from RefSeq and is a predicted model, not a curated record. NCBI's taxonomy places the organism in Eukaryota, Metazoa, Arthropoda, Insecta, Diptera, Muscidae.